Messenger RNA from Xyrauchen texanus (razorback sucker), 2885 nucleotides. RefSeq names its product slit homolog 3 protein. Gene Ontology annotation, molecular function: protein binding. Bases 484 to 1554 code for a protein of 356 amino acids. Lineage: Eukaryota; Metazoa; Chordata; Actinopteri; Cypriniformes; Catostomidae. Gene Ontology annotation, cellular component: plasma membrane. The record is from RefSeq and is a predicted model, not a curated record. The transcript is spliced from 2 exons.
UAUAGAGAAAGUUGCUGUUUUGACAAAACUGCGUUUUACGUAUAUUUACGGGAUAUAAAGAACUAAACGAUUACUCCUAAACGUCUUAAUGGUAAUACUAGCAGUACUACUGUUGCAGUGGUGUAAUUUUCCUUUCCAAAAACAGUAAGUUCUCCUCUUGUAAUUGUGUUGCUGCGUGUUGAGUCUUUCGAAAAUAGAGAGAAAGGAGUCACAUAUGGCUUUAAGGCGAUUAAAUGCUCCGGACUGAUGGCAUUUCAAUUGCACAUUAGACUGCGAAUAUUCUAGUCAUCUGUACAAGCUCUAGCCGGUCAUUUGAUUUUUACUUUUUUUCCAUUUGCAGUGCAUUUCCUAAAAUAUCUACUGAGCGUAUCACCAUAUUAUUGUUUUAUUUUUUUAUGGUAACGUCAAUGCGUUUAUGAUCACCGAGAUCUCUCCCGUAGAAAACUGACGAUCCGUUCAUUUGACGCAGAUACCUGGGCAUCAAUGUUACGCUUUGCAGAUCGCCAGAUCAUGUUGCUGUCCAUCGCGUUGCUUCUACUCUUUCUGUCUCCAUCGAGGAGUUCAAGGCUGUGUAGUCACAUCUGCCAGUGCUAUGAGCACUCAGACUUGGUGGAUUGCCAUGCCAGGGGUUUUGAGGAUGUGCCUCAUGGACUUCCUCAUGGCACCUGGCUUCUGGACCUGGGAGGAAACAAGUUUACGGAGAUCCGGAGUCGAGCUUUCGCUGGCCUUUGGUCUCUUCGCAUUCUCGUGCUGUCGGACUGUAGCAUCCAGCAUCUACAAACACACGCAUUCUACUCUCUCUCCUUUUUGGAGAAGCUGGACAUGAGCCGUAACAAUCUCACUCUGAUACCUCCUAAUUUCUCAGAGAGUCUGUCUGCCCUCCGUGAAUUACGACUCGACCACAAUGCGCUGGUGCUGCUGAAGUCCCCAGGCCUAGAACAUCUUGAGAACCUUGAGAAGCUGGACCUCAGUCACAAUAGUAUCUACUCCCUGGAACCUGGCGCAUUCCGUGGCCUGUCCCGCCUGCGCCACCUUUACCUGCAAGGAAACCGUCUGUCUGUAGUGCGGCAUGGAUCUCUUACCAUGCUACCUGGGCUAGAGGUGCUGCUCUUGGGGAGCAACAACAUUUCUCGGAUUGCGGUAAAUGCACUAGCACCACUGCACAGUCUGUCUCUGUUGGGCUUGGAAGGGAAUCAUCUGGAACACCUGAAUUUUAAGACCUUCUUGAGCUUGCACACAGCUGCUACACACCUGCAGUUGGCUGGGAACCCCUGGAACUGUGACUGCGACCUGCACCGUGUCUUCAGCAAGCUGCUCAGUGUACGCCAUCUCCACGUGGACGACUAUCACAAUGUAACCUGUCGGGAGCCCUGGCAGCUUGCCGGAGCCUCUUUGGCAUGGGUGGACAGCCAGUUGUGUGUGGCUGAGACCGUUACUGUGUUGGUCAUCACUGUUACUGUGAUUGUGACCGUCUUUGGUGCUUUAAUCAUGGCAGAGAAAAAACGAAAGAAGAGAAAAUACUGGGAGAGUGAGGGGGAAUCACAAGAACAAUGAGCUGAUUUUACAAGAUGCUUCUCUCUCAUGAAAACCAGCAGCCCUGCUUUGGCGUCCCUUCCCCAACAAAGAGUAAACACAGGUUGAAUGGAACUUUAUAGUUAUAGAUGGAAGGAACUGGUCUGGUAUCAUCAGUUCAUUUGAACCCAGUUCAAACUAGGUUGAUGAGGUAAUGGAGUUGGAAGGUUGCAAAUUGUCCAUGGACAGAAGCUGGUAGAACAGCAUCAUAUUAUCUUGUUAUCAUGAACACAAAUUAUUGACCGGUUUCAGUGACAUCACUUAAUACUCACAGUCGCCAUAUUUGUGGCCAACAUUGGGAGGUAACAAUGGCGGAGAAUGGAAAAACACCCAUGAAAAGAUAUCCUGAACAAACAUAAAAAAUUGCUUUUGAUCCAUGGCAAGCCUCAAGAAAGGUUCACACAGGUCUGAAGACAGCACAAAUAUAGCCAUUUAAAUAUAUUCUAUUCCACGAUUCAUUUCCGUACGCUGGUGAGUCUGAUGUGUGACCGAUGACACUGGUGAUAUACCAACCAGUACAUCACUGUAAACUCUCAUUCAGAAGUUACAACUGUUUUGUGUUGUUUUCAGGUCUGAUUUGGUCACAAUAUUACAAAACGUCUGCGAUGAUCCCAUUUGUAUGAAUGUAAGAGCUGCUUUUAACUCCUGAAGAAGACUUUUAUUGCUUCUCAGAAUGCAGCACUUUGAAGGUAUAUGGAAUAUUGGUCACAAACAUGGCUGCGCGGUCAUACGGGGAAGUCACAGGAAACAGGUCAAUGGGGGGGGGGGGCGCUCAGAUACGGUUUGUUGUCUCAAUUCAUUAUUAUUUUUUUUAGUCCUGAAAAUUCUGUCAACUCAAGCUCAUGUCAUUCCAAACACAUGACUUUCUUUUUUAUGCAAAGCACAAAUGGACAACUCUUAAUGAUUAUUCCGGUCCGUCUUGUCAACACAAUGGCAGUCAAUAGGGACUUGAAAAUAAUAGACCCAAAAGCAUCAUAAUAUUCCAUGCGACUUGUUCAUCAUAUUCUGGUCAAGUCUUUUGAAGUCUUAUUUGAAAUCUUGACAUCCGUUGUAUGUUUGUGAAUGCUAUGAGAGAAGCUAUUUUAGCAUGAUAAAUGUCCCAACACAAAUGGAUUAAGCAAAGCUGACAAGAAACUUUUUAGUUGAAUAAACUCAGUCCAUUUAAGUUCCCUUGGUUACAUGGGAUUUAUUUAGUAAUAUGAACAUGAGAGGAUUGAGUAAAACUGAAAAUAUUGAAACAUCUACAAACCACUGUCUUGUUUCAGGGCCGGCUCUGGCCACAUUGAUGCCCUACGCAGAGUUCUGCGAUCGUU